This is a messenger RNA of Acanthosepion pharaonis, 951 nucleotides long. NCBI's taxonomy places the organism in Eukaryota, Metazoa, Mollusca, Cephalopoda, Sepiida, Sepiidae. The record is from the annotation of a GenBank genome assembly.
AUGAAAGGAGAUUCAAUCGACAACCUUAAAAAACUGCGUGAGACUGUCGAUAAGGACAGGUGGAUUACACAACCAGCCGUAGUAAACGCGUUUUAUAGUGCUGUUCGCAACUCCAUAACGUUCCCGGCAGGUAUUCUUCAACUGCCAUUCUACGACAAGCACCAGCCUGCGUCGAUGAAUUACGGAGCGAUUGGUGUUGUCAUUGGACAUGAACUGACACAUGGCUUUGAUGACAGAGGUCGUCAGUUUGAUAAAGAAGGGAACUUGCGUCAAUGGUGGAGUACAGAGGUGAUUGACAGAUUUGAAGAGAAAGCCAGUUGUAUCGAAAACCAGUAUUCAAAUUAUUUGGUUCCAGAAGCAAAUAUGAAGAUUAAUGGCAGAAAUACAAUGGGCGAAAAUAUUGCAGAUAACGGUGGUUUAAAGCAGUCGUUUCGAGCCUAUAAAAAUUGGAUCGGUAAACGAGGCUACGAAGAACCAUUACUUCCAGGUCUUAAUUUCACCCACGAGCAACUAUUUUUCCUUGGUUUCGCACAGGUAUGGUGCGGUAACAUGCGCCCCCAGUAUGCUCACAACCGCAUUCUGACUGGAGUUCAUAGUCCUGGCCGAUUUAGGGUAAUCGGUACUCUUCAUAAUUCAGAAGAGUUUUCCAAAGCUUUCAACUGCCCCCUCGGAAGUUACAUGAACCCCCAAAAGAAAUGUGCAGUUUGUGAAGCUCUUUCCCAGAAUGGGUAUGUGAAUUUCUCUCUCUCUCUCUCUCUCUCUCUCUCUCUCUCUCUCUCUCCCAUCUUUGAUCGAUCGAACCAAACACUUAUUUUAUAUUCUUAUAUCUAUCUAUCUAUCUAUCUAUCUAUCUAUCUAUCUAUCUUUUUUGGCGAAGUACAAUCUAUCUAUCUAUCUAUCUAUCUAUCUAUCUAUCUAUCUAUCUAUCUAUCUAAUUUUUUUACAAUAUAA